AUGGAAACUAUUCCCAGGAGAAGACCUUUGGAAACGGAGACAGAAUCAAGCUACCCAGCUGCACACAGAGGAUAUGCAUUAAUUGCGAACGCGGCGCUACGACCUAGAGUGAGGACAACAUUUACUCCAUCAAAGGUUAAUGUUGAACCAAGUAACUCAUCGGACAAUUUGAAAACUGGACCAAAUGAUUAUUCAGAACCAGAGAAUUGGCCAAACACUUUGACAGCUGAACAGGAGGAGAGGUGUUACGACCCAAAUGACACAAGGUUUACAUUCGUCGAUGGAGAAGAUCAAAUGGAUUUUGAGCUCAAUGACUACAAGUCUCUCAGAGCAAAGAUGUCCUGUGGUCAUACUGUGACUCCAACGUCUCUCAUCAACUGGUGUCUCUGGCAGCUGGACGAGGGUAAGAUGCAGUUUGUUUGUGGCCUUUGUGAUGCUGUGUGGUCAUUUGAAGAGGUUUGCAAAAUGGCUCUGCUGACUCCUGCAGAAACAACAUACAUUGAGAGAAGAAUGUUCAAUAGAGUCGCCAAAGAUCAUUUGGAUGCCAAAAAAUGUCCCGGCUGCAAGAGUUUAGUGGUGAGAGAGGACCAGAACAACCUGAGGGUUUUCUGCACAGUGUGCACACGUAACAAAGGAAGGGCUUACGAAUUCUGCUGGCAGUGUUUGAAGAAAUGGACAGGUCCAUCUGAACAUGACGACCACUGUGCAAACCCUGAAUGCGCUAAUCAGCCACUGGAAAUCCUGAGAAAGUGUCCCGAGAUCACCUUCAAGGAUGUUAAGAUGGUGACCGGCUGUCCCUCUGUCCGUGCCUGUCCCACCUGUGGGUUUCUGAUCGAGCACAGCACAAUUAAAUGCAAAAACAUCGUCUGUACCCGGUGUAAGGUGGAGUUCUGUUUUGUGUGCUUGAAGCUCUCUGCAGUCUGUGGUUCAUUUUUCAUUGCUUGCAUCGAUGGUGUCGCCCCAAGACAGACCUCUAUACCAGAAUGGAAGAGGAAAUAAGAUGAUGUGUGAAAGAAUUAACUAACCAAAAUAAUAAAUAAACAUUCACUGAGUGCAAUCAUUAUUUUAAAAUAUUUCAUACUGACUUCAAGUUUUAUCUCUUUCACCAUCAAUUCCAAUUGGGAAUAAUAUUAUGCUCCAAAUUGAGUUUAAUUUCACUUCAUUUAUAAUUUUCAUCUUAGUUUUUCUGUUAGGGUCAUACAUAUAUAUAUAGAUACUGUUUUUUGG
Messenger RNA from Labrus bergylta (ballan wrasse), 1227 nucleotides. The record is from RefSeq and is a predicted model, not a curated record. Lineage: Eukaryota; Metazoa; Chordata; Actinopteri; Labriformes; Labridae.